Drechmeria coniospora is the source of this 561-nucleotide messenger RNA. RefSeq lists its product as uncharacterized. Bases 1 to 561 code for a protein of 186 amino acids. The record is from RefSeq and is a predicted model, not a curated record. Lineage: Eukaryota; Fungi; Ascomycota; Sordariomycetes; Hypocreales; Ophiocordycipitaceae. The transcript has a single exon.
AUGACGAUUCUCGAAACCCCGUUGCUUGACUGCUUGUACCACGAAGCCGUCGAGCACGACUUGGCCGCCUCCGCAUUCUGGCAAGCCUACCUGCAGUACCGAUUUCCCCAGUCGGAGAACUUUGCCAUUCUAGCCGAACCCGGGCACGUCCAGGCCGAGGAUGGACGGUGUACCAGUCGGGUUGACAUCAAGGUGUACAGGUUCGAGCUAAAUACCGCAGUGCUCCCGGCCUUGCUCUUUCUAGAGGCCAAGCGGGGGAAAAAAAUCAAGGAAACCGAGAAGCAGGUUCUGGAAGCGGCCAAACCGUACCUGCGCUCUCCCUACCGUCUCCCUUUCGUCUACUGCAUGGUGGCCUGGGGUGUGAAAGCACGCGUCUGGGUUGUCCAUCAAAGCCGGCAUCCUCAGCUCACUGCCCUGUGGGCAGAGAGCGAUGCCGGCGACAGAGUCCAGUACGCCGAUGCGGGUGGUCAUUACGCCGUCUUGGUUCACAACGCCCUGUGCUUGAUCAAGGGUGAGGAGCAGAGGGAACUGCCUCUAGAGAAUGGGCCACCCAGCCGGUAG